This is a messenger RNA of Labeo rohita (rohu), 6249 nucleotides long. It is a transcript of the gene syne3, whose product is annotated as spectrin repeat containing, nuclear envelope family member 3. NCBI's taxonomy places the organism in Eukaryota, Metazoa, Chordata, Actinopteri, Cypriniformes, Cyprinidae. Gene Ontology annotation, molecular function: actin filament binding. Gene Ontology annotation, biological process: nuclear migration. Gene Ontology annotation, cellular component: cytoplasm; nuclear outer membrane; meiotic nuclear membrane microtubule tethering complex. The transcript has 18 exons. The coding region runs from base 168 to 3527 and encodes 1119 amino acids. The record is from RefSeq and is a predicted model, not a curated record.
UUCUGCCUGCCUGAACUCCUCCUCGGCCAGCCCUACAAAGCAACUGACAGGCCUGCAAUGACUUCCUGACGGAGCACUGUAACUUUGUAGCUCAAGGAACAACUUGAGGUCGUUUCUUAUCAUAAAUACUCCCAUCAGAUGCACAUAUAUCCGUCAGCCUUAACCUAAUGACCCAGCAAGAGCAGCAUGAGUUUAGGGAAAGUUUGGCAGAAGCCCUGUCCUGGAUGCAGGCCGUCCAGGAAAGGCUUAAGCAAAACGAUAAUACCCAAGGACCCAGAUCAGCGCUGGAGGUCAGGCUCCGAGAGACAGAGAAAAUUCAUAGCUCAGAGCAUGAAGGCCAUGUGAAGAUGGACAGGGUGUUGGUGGCUUCUGAACCUCUGCUUCGAAACGGAGAUGAGGAGAUGAAGAAUCAGACACUUUCGAAACUCAAAGAUGUAAAAGCACUCUGGGAGGAAACAUUAACCUACAUCAUUCACUGUCACAGUCGUAUCGAGUGGGUUUGGCUGCACUGGAGUGAGUACCUGAAGGCCCACGAGGAGUUUGGGAUGUGGCUGGAGAAGAUGCACAGGGCUCUGGAGCCCCUACUUGAGAUGCAGCUGGGUCUCCAGGAGAAGAUCUGGCAGGUGGAUCAUCUGCAGGUCCUUCACAGUGACAUUCAAGCCCAGGCUCAGUUUCUGGAGAGGCUUCUGGAUGAGGCUGCAGCCCUUUAUAACCGCACUGAAGACCCAAGUGUAGAUGACAAAACUCAGCAGAGUCUUCAAGAUGCCUACGAUCACAUUCAAGUGCGAGCACAGGAAAGAUUAACAUUGGCACAGAAAAUAGUAAAGGAGCACCAGCAGUACCAAAGUUGCGUUGAUAAAUUUCAAAGCUGGUUGAUGUCUAAAACAGAAGAAGUCAGCUGUUUCAGCGACAUGGAGGAUACGACACAAAAUAGGCUGAAAGCCCUGCAGGAACUAGACGCUAGCAUAGCCAAAGAAGAACUCACUCUCCAGCACAUUGAAAACCUGUCUGAAGCUGUGAAGGCCAACACGUCUCCAGCAGGUGCGGAAAAGAUCACAGAAGAGGUAGAGGAGUUGAGACAGGCCUGGCAGAAGUUACGGCAAACACUGCUGGAGAAUCAAGAAGAGCUGCAGAGCUCGCUGGACUCUGAGAACGAGUAUUUAAACCGCUGUAAGGAGCUGUGGGCAGAACUGGAGCAGCUUCGAACUUUGGUCCAGAACCUCAGCAGUGAUUUGGAAAGCAGGGAUGGAGAGAGGACUGAGGAACACAUGGUAGCUCAAUGGAAGACACACACGGGUGCGCGCAACAAGCUCAUUGCAGAGGAGCCCAGAGUGGAACAGCUGAAAUCCCAGUUGAAAGAGCUAUUCCGAUUCCCACAAGAUUCCAAAAGCCUGUCUGAUGAGAUGCUAGCAGUUGUGAAAGAGUACCAGAGUGUGAAAGGCAGAUCUUUCAGGCUGUCCUCUGAGAGCGAGAUGGCUCUUCGACAGAUACUGCAGGAUCCUCUGUAUGGCUUCAGUCAGUGGAGUCAGGUGGUUUCUCAGGUCCUGGAGGUAUCCACCGACGUAACCGAUUUCUCUCAAAUCGCUCUGCUCGUGCAGCAUAUAGAGAAGUUACUUAAAAACAGCGUGCAGCUCCAGGAGCGCUUGAGUUUGCUCCAGGUAAAGAGUGAUCUGCUCAGCUCAGUUUUUGGCCAAGAGAAAGCUGACGAUCUGUUGGAAGAGCUCAGCGGGGAUGUGAGGAAGAGAGACUUACUCCACAGCCAGCUCCUACAGCGCAAGAACCGCCUGCAGGGUUUGAUAUCAAAGACGAAGGACUUUUCAGACGCCUAUGACUCCAUACACAAAAAACUAACCUCCAUAAAGGAGCGGUUCAUCGCGAUGGAUGGACUUCAACCUGACAUUCUUGCCAAAAAGACCCAGGCCGACCAACUCCGGGUCAUUAGGAAGGACUUGGAAGAUUGUGAAGCACAUAUCAUAGCUCUCGAGACCCUGGUGUCCUCCAACCCUACAAACAGGACAAAGUUUGAGCGUCUGAAUGCGGAUUGGAAUUUGCUGUACAAGGCGGUUCGGAUAAAGGUGAAUGAAAGUGAGGAGAACAUUGCAGAACAUGAGAGUUUCCAUGACAAUAUUCUGAAUAUGGAGAAAUGGUUAAUGAUCAUGAGACAAAAACUAGAGUCGUUUCACGGAUCGGAUGGGGAAUGGAGCAUCGAUAACCGCCAGCAUGAGGCUGAGAGGGCGCUAGGAGAGUUUCCAGAGAAGGAGCUUCAGCUUCAUCAGACGGAGGCUCAGGGUCAGACUGUGCUGGCCAGAACCUCAGAUGAAGGCAAAGUUCACAUCCAGCAAGACCUUAAACGCCUCAGAGAAACCUGGAUGUCCCUCCACACGCUUAGUCUCAAUCUUUACAGCCUUCUGAAUAGGCAGGCAGCCACAGGCAACCAAGACUCCCAAUUACAGAGAACCGAGUUGCUGGACAGAUGGGCUGAAGGCCAUCACCAGGGAACGACUUCAGACUUUGAAGUGGGAUUUGCCAAAGGAGAUGAAGGAACAGACCAGCAUCAGAGAUCCUACCAUGGAUCAAAAUCAACAGGCCACCCACAACUGGAGAGGAACAUGGAAGCAAAACCAGAUCGAAUUCGAAUUGUGCUCCCUGAGGGCGACUCAAGACAAGGAGGUUCAGAGGUCUGGAGACGAGAGUGGCGUUACCAAGACCAGUCCAUGGAUGAUGAGGUAGAUGCAGUCAUAUCUGGAGGUGACCGUAAUGUGAACAGGAAGUGGACUGGAAUAGACGAAAGUGACUUGAUCAGCACUGGUGGUCGGACUGGGGAAUGGGUUGAACAACACAUAUCUGCUUCUGGGAUUGAAGACCUGGAUAUAAAAAGCAGAUACAGCUUUUUAAGUGGGACUGACUCUGACGCACAGAAAAGGAAGCGGCCAUCACAGAUGCCCUCUGAUGACACUCAGAUGGGCUCUCAGGGGCCCCAGCGUCAUGCUGAUAUGGAGGCUCAGAGGAGAGAGUUUGAAGUGUGGCUUCACAAGGAAAACGACAAACUCACAGAAAUUCUGAACAACCAAAGAUCCUUGAGCGCUAAAGAACUGAGGAUAAAACAGAAUACACUCAAGGGUCUACAUGCCAGUGUAGCCUGGGGUCAGAGUCAGUUUCAGAAGUUGUUGGCCGGUCGGCAGAGUAAGUCAGCAGAGGAGGAUGUGGAACUAGAAGAUCUGCGUUAUCGCUGGAUGUUAUACAAGUCCAAACUUAAAGAGGCUGGUGACCUCAGAGGUCUGCUAAAACAACAGGGUGUCAGUGGACAGGGACAGGAGCAUGUCCGAGCUGGAAAGGCAAACAGCAGUCUCAGCUUCCUUUACCGUGUAUGUCGCGUGGCUCUUCCUCUCCAGCUCCUGUUGUUGGCCCUGCUGCUGCUGGCUUUCCUGCUGCCCAUGAUGGACGAGGGCACCAGCUGUUCACUGUCUAACAACUUCGCCCGCUCCUUCAACAUCAUGCUCCGCUACGACGGACCUCCACCCACCUAAGCGUCGACAAACAAAAGCAGCUUUUUAAAAAAAACCAUGGUGUUUAUAUAACAAAUACUUAUAUUUUUUAUCAUUGUUCUGUUAAUGUUUUAAGUCAUUUUAUUUUUGGCUCUCAGCUGGUCUCACUCCACCGUACACCCACCGGUGGACCCAGCAGAUGAGAAAGCUUGUGUUUGUGUGUAUGUUUGUGUGAGAGAGAGAGUGAAAAUGUGUGUGGGUGGAUGGCAUAGACGCUCACAACCUGCUCGACAUGAUUCAAGCUGUUCAUUUCUCUACAGGCAUUUGGAGAAACCAGUGCAGCUUUUACAAAGAGAAAAACUCCCUUAAAGACAUCUACUCAGGAUCCAUAGCAAAUCCCUCAUGUUUUUAUGUUCGUUCUGUUGUGGCUAGUUACUAAAGGGAUCGUUCACCCAAAAAAGAUGUUCUCCCAUCAUGUACUCGCCCUCAUGUUGUUUAAAACAUGUUUGACUCACUUUCUUGUGUAACACAUUUUUUUUGUCCUUAGUGGGGUCCAGUGUUGUUUUUGACCCAACUGGUGUUCAUUGUAUGAAUUAAAGCAAUAACAAUAUUAUUGCUGUUAAAUCGAUUAAUCACGAUUAAUCACAUCCAAAUUAAAAGUAUGUUUACGUAAUAUGUGUGUGUACUGUGUAUAUUUAUAUAUACAUAUAAAUAUACACAGUACACACACGUAAACAAAUUUUUAGGGUGGAUGCGAUUAAUUGUGAUUAAUCGAUUUGACAGCACUAAUAUUUUUAUUGCUUCACAUUCAAAAUACAAAUGCGUUUUACAUAUGUGUGUGUAUUGUGUAUAUUUAUAUAUACAUAUAGAUAUACACAGUACACAUAUGUAAACAAACUUUGAUUUUUGGAUGCGAUUAAUCGAGUUGACAGCACUAAUAUUUUUAUUGCUUCGCAUCCAAAAUCAAAGUGUGUGUGUACAUAUACACAGUACACACACAUAUGUAAACAAACUUUUAUUUUGAAUGCGAUUAAUCGUGAUUAAUCGAGUUGACUGCACUAAUAUUUUUAUUGUUUCGCAUCCAAAAAGAAAGUGUGUUUUACAUAUGUGUGUGUAUUGUGUGUAUUGUGUAUAUUUAUAUAUACAUAUAAAUAUACACAGUACACAUAUGUAAACAAAUUUUGAUUUUGAAUGUGAUUAAUCGCGAUUAAUCGAUUUGACAGCACUAAAAAUGUCUUUUUCAAAGACAUGAGGGUGAGCACAUGUCAGAAUUUUAAUUUUAAUUUUCAGAUGAGCUGUUCCUAUAAAUAGUUUUAAUACUGUGGUAUGUCUUGUAUUUAAACUGAAUUCUGCAUGUUUUUAUUCAUACCGCUUAUUUAAAAUCUUUCGUUUGCUGUUUUACUCAGGCCACUCAAACUAAACUGUGUUUAAAAUUUGAUUGAUUUUAAAGGUCAAAAUCAAUACAGACAUUCCUGUAUCACUCCAUAGCUAAGGUGCACAUGCUUUCAAAGAAUAGUUUUCUUUCAACAGUUACAUUGUUAAGCUUUACGACUGAGUUUUGGCCUUGGUUGGCCUCUGAUUGUUGUUAUAGGUUACUGUAAGUGUUUUGCAGGCAUAGAUUAUUAAGUUAAAAAUAGCUCUAUUUGGGGGGAAAUGUCCUUUUUUGAACAUAACGUUGGAACUCUGACCUUUUUGGUCUGUUUUUCUUUUCUUUUCUUUCCUUUUUUGCAAGCAGUGUCUCCGCUGGGAAUUCUAAGGGCCCAAAACCAUAAGAGGUUGAGUUCAGUUAUUUUUUCAGGACUGGUUCUUUAAGGUCAUGGUUUGAUGAAAGGAAUGCCUUGGUUUAUUUUUUGUCCAGAACAAAGGCUUCUCUGACAAAUGCUCUGUCAUUCAGAGCUGGCAAAAGUCAAAGCCCUGUUUGAACGCAUCCUUGAGCUUUAUGUUUGUAGUGUUAAACAUUAUUUAGAGGCUAAUUGCAUGGCUUUACAGCUUUGACUAGUAUUACACAUACGCACACCGCUUUUAUCCUGUAGCAAAAUGCCCUUUUAAAAUCGUGUUCAGACCUCUCCGCGUAUCUCUAUGUUAAAACUGUAAUUUUCAUUAAUAUGUGAUGCACUAUCUAAUGUUAAAUGCAUUAAUAAUAGUGCAUGGUCAGAAAGAGAUUUAACAGAAAAUAUGCUGCAUUUUCCAAAAGAAACUGUUAUGUUGAAGCUCGGCAUAUCAGUUUAUUGCACUGCUUUAUUAUUUGUAUUUAAAGGAAUAGUUCACCCAAAUCUGUGUGUGAACUGUUCCUUAAUCUCUUUUUAUGUUAAUGCAGACCCUUUAAUGAUCUAUACCGGAUUCAUCAAUGAUACUGUAUGUUCUAUACUAGACUGUACAAUACUGUGUUAACGGUUCAACUGUUACAAAAUCACCGUAUAUGAUCAUUAAAUGUAUGCUAAUAUAGCUAGUUUACAGCACUGUGUGCAUGGGAGUUUUCUCAUCGAAGAUCUUUGAUUUGGGAAGAAAAUACUGGAAAAUAUUUUCAGACAGCUAACGAAAUCAAACAAAAGCAUGUAGAAAUUAUAACGAGUUUAAAUGCAUGAAGGGUUGUAAGCCAAUGUAUUAAGAAAAAAAAGGUUCAACAUUUAUUUUAUUACCAUAUUUUGGAAUGAAUGAAACUCUUAUGAUGUAUCUUUAAACUGAUAAAUAUAUAUACCAUAUGAAGCAUAUAACCAGUAUUUUUGUAUUUUACUCCAGGCAAUAAACAUGCAGUGCAUUUUCA